Molecule: messenger RNA, 2056 nt
Organism: Botrytis sinoallii
Lineage: Eukaryota; Fungi; Ascomycota; Leotiomycetes; Helotiales; Sclerotiniaceae
Exons: 4
Coding region: 95-1582 (495 amino acids)
Cellular component (GO): Cul4-RING E3 ubiquitin ligase complex
Molecular function (GO): protein binding
Source: RefSeq, a predicted model, not a curated record
AAUGUAAAAUCCUGUCUACUUCUCAUCUACUUCUCAGACAAGCACCCAAAAGUUACCUAGAUAUCUACAUAAUACAUACGGUGACGUUAUUGAUAUGAAGUCCAAUACUUCUCAAGUACCAGAGCUUCCUGGAUACUAUUACGAUAGCGAAAAGAAAAAGUAUUUCAAGAUACAGGCAAAUGCACCAUCAGGUUCUGCAUACUCAUCUCACGAUGUGAAGAGACGCAAGCUUGACGACGAGAACAACAAAGCCGAAUCGUUAAGGGUUCAGCGGAAUGUUGGCCGUAUCAAAAGAGCAAAGAUUCUUGAGUCCCCUAUGGCUGGUGGCUUUUUAUCUAGAGAAUUCGGACAGCCUUGCUUGAACACUGCUGCUGCCUCCUAUUAUGCUCAAAGUCUCUCCACAGCGUUUGCGGUUGAUUAUUACCCACAGGACAACCGAGCAAGCGGCGCCUACCUUUUCGACGUGAGUGGUUGUACUAAUGUGUCUGAUCCCAAAGUUCUUAUGUCUUAUGCUGCCAAUAAUACAAUCCUACACCUAUCGUACGACUAUGGAAAGAAAGCAAAAGACAAACCAAGAGUGCCUAAUGUGUUCGGAUCUCAUUUCAGAUUUCAGAGGUCCUACAAUCUGGGGUUUCCACCAGGCCAAUCUACUUCUAUCAGUGCUAAUGAGUCAAUUGGGCACGUUGUAACGACAUGGUCAGGUGUACCCGCAUCUAGAGCAGUCGUGAUUAGUCCCUUUCCCCCGCCUGAACUCCGACCUCAUCCUAUGAAAUCCGACAUUCACCUCAGUCCUGGGACUAAGCGAGGUCUAGUCGAUGUCCUCUCAUCAGCCUCGGCGCCUACAAGCUCACCGGAUGCAUUUGUCAUUGGUACGAGCAAAGGCAUCCUUCGGAUCAAUCAAAAUAUGGAUAUGUCCUGGAUUCGAACCCUCAACACAAAGGACCAGUAUUACAGCGAUGUAUUCGCAGUGCAGUAUCAGUCAAAUCACAAGGAUAUCCUCCUAACGGGUGAACGAAGAGGUAUUCUUAGUCUCUUAGAUCUCCGGACAUCCCAAUCUGGGUCCAUAGCAAAGAUUCAACACACAAGCGGCAUCGCGGAAAUCAAGUCUCUCGACGAACAUCGCGUCCUUGUCGCAGGGUGUGCAUCCGAUCUUUGCCAGUACGAUAGACGAUUUACCAAGCCAAAUACUCACCUCUCACACACAUUAAAACACACUAAGAACACUACAGCCCCUACAACAGCUUAUCUAAAUUACCCCGAUUACCGAAACAACGGCCGGCUGAGCAUUGGACUAGACGUAGACCUUGAGCUUGGCAUUAUCGCAGCCGCAGAUGACGUUUCGACAACAGCCAUCGAAGCAAGAAUUAAGAUCUUCUCUCUACACGGAGCGCAAGUUUUACACGAACACACGAUUCCAACCGAUGUUCCCAAUAUGGGUUGUGUAAAAUUCGUACAGGAUACAUUCAACGAACCCAAAAGUAUCUGGGCAACCUUUGCACAGAAGAUCGUGCGGCUCUCGCUCGAUGAUAAUCAUAACAUCCCAUCGUUCAAAGCGAGCACGACUUGGCUCUCGGGAUCAUGAAAGCCUUUCUGAAAUUACUCAGAAGAUCGAUGCGUGCAGCGAAGAGUAAUAGAUUCUCCGGAAAAUAACAUGGAGUUCUGGAAAAUACGGAGUUUCGGGAAUUGCGGAGCGCAUCGGAGUCUUCGCGAAAGAAUGAAAUAUGGACUUCUGCUACUUUAUCUAUUGAAUCUUGGUCCGCAUUAUGUAUAUAUUAUAUGCGACAUAUCGCACGGAGUCGCAGGAGUUUCGGGAGUUACUACCUAAUUACUUACUUACUUACUUGGAGGAGGAUUGAGGUCUCAAAGGAACACGGAGUUCUCUUAUUCCACAUCCAUACAUGUUUCAUUCACAAUCUGUACAUCACUCAUUUUCUCAUUCCCUCAUUUCCUCAUUUCCUCAUCUCGAAGAUGUAGCGAGAAAUGAAAAUGGGCAUUCGAUAAAUAAAUAAAUAAAAGUAAGGGUUUCUACGCUGGCGCAAUCUUGAGAUGUCAGCCC